CGCAACUUCUGGCUAAGACGAACCAAGAAGCUAGAAAAUUUGCGAAAGAAAACGAACUCUCAAACUUCAAAUCUUCAAUUCCAGUGGAAACAAAUCGAAAUUUACAGAAGGGAAGAAGCCGGAAGUAAUAACGCCACUGUUAGGGUUUGACUGAGAUACCGCACGGUGCUGGAGUGUCGGCCACUUGAUAGUCUGUUGUGGUUCAUUUGGUUCUUCCUUCAUUGUUCGAGUUUGAGGUUUGCCAUCAUGCUUUUCAUCUUUGGGACCGAUUUCAAUUGCUUGAACAAGACGGAUUGAUUGGGAGAUGUCUUCUGAUAGUGCAAAGGAAAAUGCAUCUGUAGUUGAUUCAUCAGUGUCUGAAUGGAAGCUGGACAUUGGAAAUUCAGACGAUCCAGAGAGCUCAAGUUACAAGGCUAAUGAGGAUGGUGAUCCAACUAGGGCAGAUAAAGUGGAAUGUUCUCAUCAUCAUAUAGGAGAUCAAAAUGGAAUGGGGAUGCAAAAAUUAUAUUCUACAAGAUAUUUUAUCAUUAAAAGUUUAAACCACCAAAAUAUCCGUUUGUCAGUAGAGAAAGGAGUUUGGGCUACUCAAAUCAUGAAUGAGUCAAUUCUGGAAGAGGCCUUUCAUAAUUCGAUUAAAGUAAUCCUUAUAUUUAGUGUCAACAUGAGUGGAUACUUCCAAGGAUACGCACAAAUGAUGUCUUCUGUUGGGUGGAAGAGAGAAGAUGUUUGGAGUGAAGGAAGCGGUAAAGGUAAUCCAUGGGGUCGCAGCUUUAACAUCAAAUGGCUGCGGUUAAAUGACUUACCUUUUCAUAAGACUCUUCAUCUCAAGAAUCCAUUGAAUGACUAUAAACCUGUCAAAAUUAGCAGAGAUUGCCAGGAGUUAACUCCAGAUAUUGGUCAAGCCCUUUGUGAGCUUAUUAAUGGGAAUAAUAAUAUAGCUGCCAUGCGGAGCAGUUCACCCUUGGAUAGUUUUACUUUGAAGGGACAUUCUGGGAAUGUUGAAAGGUUAAUGGGAAAUAAAGAUCGUAGCUUUUACCUGCCAUGGUCAAUACCCAUGGCUUAUCCUUCACUGCUUUGCCCUAAUGAAGCUGGAGCAAAUCAGAGAUUCAAUUUGACAACUUCCAGUGAAACAUUUCCUACCUCUUCUGGGUCGUUAAAAGUAGCAGGAACCAAACGCCCUCAUUUUAGUGCAAAUAUUCCUAAGCUACAAGUGGACAAGGAUGUGGCUUCUCAAUUUGAUGUUUGGGGUUUCUCUGCGGAAAGCCCUCUAGCUAGUACCUUAACAGAGGAUGAUUUUCUUGAGAUGUCCUAUGAAGAAUACCUGGAGGUCCAAAGCAGAUGCAGGAAGCAGUUUUGCUCCAAUGCAGCGACAAUGUCGGGGAAACAGCCGGAGUCGCUGAGAAGUAAAUCAGAUGUCAAUGAUAGGAAGUCAGAGUUUUUGAUGGAAGGUAGUAGCAGCUUUCAUAGGAGGGUUCAUCAGUAAGGUGGGCAAUUUCCACAAACUAUUACCUGCAAAAAGGAAGUUAAGUGUAAUUGUAACUGAUCUGGAAACUAGGACUUCGACGUUAUAUCUCAUGUAUGAUACAGUAUCUGAGCCACUGUAAUGCGUAAUCAAGGCAUGCUUAUCAUUUUGUACAGAAACUUAGAUUGGCAAAGUUGCUCCUCAUGUAUAUGUGUACAUGUAUAUUGUUACUCGUCCCUACAAUAUGAUGGGCAGAUACGCUUCAUUCAGAUUUACUGCGAGGAUGUAAUUUCAAAGUUAGAUUCCAUGCUGUUAUAGGAUAAAUUUUUAGAUAGACUGA
This is a messenger RNA of Neltuma alba, 1802 nucleotides long. Its product is annotated as YTH domain-containing protein 1. Gene Ontology annotation, molecular function: N6-methyladenosine-containing RNA reader activity; mRNA binding. The transcript has 10 exons. The record is from RefSeq and is a predicted model, not a curated record. Gene Ontology annotation, biological process: regulation of mRNA splicing, via spliceosome; mRNA splicing, via spliceosome. The coding region runs from base 305 to 1483 and encodes 392 amino acids. Lineage: Eukaryota; Viridiplantae; Streptophyta; Magnoliopsida; Fabales; Fabaceae. Gene Ontology annotation, cellular component: nucleoplasm.